CAGAGCUUACCCAGAUGCACGUUAGAAGCUAAUUGGACUGGAAGGCUGGUGCUAGGAAAUUACUCUGAAAUGGCUCUGCUCUGGACAGGCAACGUUAAAGAUACCAGCUGGUCACCUGACCCUGGCUUGUCUCAUGUGUAUUUAGUUUUAGUGAGGAGAGCUGAAACUAUUCCAAUAAUUGGGAAAUAACUCAAAAUGUAACCACCUUGCCAGUUUUUGAUAAACUACCAUCUUGGGUAUUUUCAUGAUCCAAUAAAAAGCUGGAAUGGGGGUGGAUUCUUUCCAAAUGCAGAGAUACAACUAGCUGGAAAUGACUGAAUCUGGGAUUAUUCAAACUCUGGUAGCUGUGCUGCACAAGGCUCUCGAACCACCCAACAUGAAUGUGAAACGUGUGCUGUUUGUCCUUCUGAUUGGGAUGACAUGCAUCGACCUGAGCCGUGAGAAGCCAUCCUCGAUAAUGAACAGAUGUAAGUGCAGAGGAGGUACAUUGCGUCUUGGCCCGAACAGCAUUCAAAAGUUGACUGUUCUUCCGAUUCCAAACUGCCCCCUGCAAAUCAUAGCCACUCUGAAGAACAACGGUGACCAAAUCUGCAUUCAUCCCAAAACCAAAUGGCUCCGGUUCAGAAACAAAUAUCUGAAAUCGAAGAUGUAAGGGCUGCUAAAGCCAUGCGAAUCCUGUAUGCUGAAGAAACUGAUUUAUAUUCCACGAAGAUUGGGAUCUGGCACAGUUCAUCACUCAGUAACCAAGCACCAAAAGCUCAGUGAUAUUAUUUACCAGCUGAAUGUUAAUAACAGCACAUGCUGAGAAAUGCUUUCAGAUUCAGCUUAGCAACUAUCUUAUUAAGGCUUUCAUCCUCCACGUGCUAACCUUAAGUCUGGACAUUUAAUAAAGAAGUACAAUGAUGAGCAUAAGUAUUGCAUGAGAUGACAAUGCCUCGGGCUAGUGUGGUUUGCUUGGGAUUUCUGAACUGCUGAGGUGACAUUGCAACUUGCUUCCUUCACCCAAUAAUGUCCAUUUCCCCAACUAUUCCAAUUAAACCACGGUCCGAUGUAGGGCCUCAGCCUGUGAUGUCAGCUGUUUAUUCAUUUCUAUAAAUGCUGCCUGACCUGCUGAGUUCCUCCAGCAUUUUGUACGUGUUGCUCUGGAUUUCCGGCAUUGGAAGAAUCUCUUGGAUUCCAAUUAAGCAUCUCAAUUUCCUGACCAAAAGGGAGGAGACCUCCACCUUGAGGUCAGUGAGUGAUCUCCCAUCUCCGCUCAGGGCACAGGUGAUAGUGACAAUGGUCUUACCUAUGGGCACCUGCCCAUCUGCCACCAGAGUCCCAGAAAGAGACUCGACAAAUUUAAAUCUUAAUCACACAUGAAAGUAAAUUAGCAAGGGGAAUACGGGACAAGAAUACUGGUUGGUUUUGGCAAAGAGCUAUGUUUGCAUUAAUAACAAAGUUUCAUUGGUGUUUUCAAAACGGCAGGAUCUUGUGAGGUUUGUGGCAGAACAUACAGGCUGUGCCAGGUGCCCCAGCGGCAGAGGUUGCAGACUGGGAAGGUGUAGUAAAAGCGGACAGGGCAAAUUGUUGUAGUGCGAUCAGUAGACUGUAUAACCUGCAGCCACUGUGUGCUGGUGCUGGAGGAUGCAAGUGAUGAUUCUGUGACGACAGGUAUUGCUUUGUCCUGGAUGGCAUUAGGCUUCUGUGGCUUUUGGGAAAUGCACUCAUCCCAGCAUGGGCGGUGCCGUAGAGCUAUGUUUCUAUCAAAGGAGGUGUAAGGUGCUCCUUCCCUCUACUAGCCUGCAGGUCACCCUUGGACAAGGUGCAGCACCUGCCUAGCCCCUGAUCAGGGUCACGUGCAACCAUGGGAGGAGGUGGUGGAUGGUUGUAUGAGCAGCCAGUGCAUAUCACAAGUUGUGGUUAUGUGACCACUGACGCCAGCUAGACAAUCUCUGGAGAGCAUUGAUAAUGGCUGGGGUUGCCCAUCUUGUAAAGACAAUACCCAGAAGAAGCAAAAUUUGCUGAGAUCAAUCGUGGUCAUGAGACCAUGAUCACCCACAUCACAUGACAUGGCACAUAAUGCUGAUGUCAUAUGACACUGCACAUAAUGAUGAUGACGACUAUGACUCUUCCCAGCAAGUGCAGAGUGUUCUGUCAUACCCCAACUUGUGUCUCGUAGAUGAUGGAAAGAAUUUGGGUUUCCAAGAUACAAGUCAUAUGAGGUGAGAUACUUAGCCUUUGACCAACUAUUUAAGCAUUGAUAUUUAUGUGAACGGUCCAGUGGAGUUCUGGUUAAUGGUGACACCAGGAUAUUGAUACUGGGGGCUUGGUUGCCGUGAUAUCAUUGAAUAUCAAGGGCUGGUACUUAGACUGUCCCUUGUGGAAGAUGAUUAUUGCCUAAACACUUUUGUAGUGAUUUUAUUAUAUUGCUUUGCUACUUAUCUCACCUAGUCUGAGUGUUAUCUAAGGCGUGCUGCAUGCUAGCAUGGGCUGCUGAAGAGUUACAAUUGGGGUUGAACACUAUGACUAACCUCUCACCUUAAAUGGAGAGUCGCAUGUAUCAUUCCACAGUGAGGUGUUGGCGCCAAGAGGGAAAUGAUACAUCGGUCCCUGUAGACCGGCUAAAGAGACUCAGCAGGAAGAAUAAGCAUAAUAGCAGCCACCAGCUGGCCCAAAAAAACAUUAGCACACUAAAAAUGGUCAUGGGAGUAAAUCUGUUAGUGUUUUGGUCUGCAUCUCACAACACACAAACUUUCCCUGAAAAAUGUAGAGCGAAAUAUACGUUCCACAUGAGUUACAACAUUCAGAAGAAUUCAUACUCAUUUUCCUUUGCUGAACAUUUUCUUUUGAAAGAUCUUUGUUGCACAAUGAUACAUCUCAGUGUUCGUUCAGCUCAGUGACCAGCUGUCCAUCUCUGAAUCAGAAGAUGAUGGGCUCAUGUCUGUACUGGUGCUAAGUUCAUCAAGCUGGACCUCAUCCAGUGUUGGACAGCGAUGAACCCUAUCAGCCCACUGAUACACCCGACAAUAUUCUCCUGAAAACUCCGACCCACGGUGGGAUAAUCUGCAGGAAAUGAGAUGUUAUGUUGAAGUUGUAUAAGACAUCGGUGAGGUCAUAUUGGGAGUAUUGUGUGCAGUUUUGGUUUCCUACCUACAGGAAAGAUGUAAAUAAGGUUGAAAGAGUGCAGAGAAAAUGUUGGCAGGUCUGGAAGACAUGAGUUUUAGGAAGGACUUUAUACCUUAGAAUGUAAAAGACUGAGAGGAGAUUGGACUGAGGUCUAUAAAACUAUGUGGGGUGUAGGUAAGCAAAUGCAAGCAAGCUUUUACCACUGAGAUUGGGUGGGACUACAAUUGGAGGUCAUGGGUUAAGGCUGAAAGAUGAAAAGUUUCAGGGGAACAUGAGGGGAAACUUGUUCACUCGGAUGGUCGUGAGAGUGUGGAAAGAGCUGCUAGUGCAAGUGGUGCAUGCAAAGUCUGUUUUAACAUUUAAGAGAAGUUUGGAUAGGUAAAUGGAUGGCAAGAGUAUGGAAGUCAAUGGUCCAGAGCAGGCCAAUGGGAGUAGGUAGUUCAAAUGGCUUAGCAUGGACUAGAUGGGCCAAAGUGCCUGUUUCUAUGCUGUACUGUUUUAUGACUCUACGACUCUAAUCUGUCUGUCACCUCAUGACCCUCUGAAGAUUCCUGCUGCAUUCAUUGUCUUUUCAAGCUAGUUCGUUGGACACACACUGCCUUUGCUGCCUUUCUGAAUUGAAGAAAGAUGUUUAUGCAGAUUGCAAACUGAGGAAAAUACUUGCCAAAGAUUUUAUGAAGAAAUAAGACAAGACUAUUUAGUUGACAAACAUCAUGCAAAAAGAAACGUUUAAGCAAGUUCAGACAUUCUUAAAACCGUUCACUCAAAUUUCUUAAAGGAAAACUACUAGCUAUAACCUAUAGGCUAUGAAUAUAAUGAAUAUAAAUUCAGUUUUAUUAAACAAUAUCAAUGUCUAGGAUGAUGGGUACACAUAUUUAGUGUAUUUUGUUACAGGGUGGUCUAAAUAAAAACUGAAUUACUUCUGGAAAUGAGUAUGGAGGACCCAAGGGAAGGGCUGCAUUCUAUAUGUCACUCAUUAUAAACAUAAGACCCAUACAAUGGGGCUGAUUUCUCUCUCUUACCUAAUGAUCUGUAUCAGCUAUUGAUUUUGUCCUUGAAUAUUCUGCAUUGUUUUCCAAAUAUUUCACGAGUACAGUAAUGUGCAGUAAUUGCAGAUUCUGAAGCCUUUCUGUCUGACGGCAUUCCCGGGGCAGGAUCGGUCAUUGUAACACAAUACAAUGCUAUUUUGCAAGGUUCCUCAUAAUUUGUUCUAAAAUUAAUGAGUCUUUGUGCCUGCUCCCAGGAGCUCAGUUCACUUUGUUUGUUUGAUUUCCUGCCCCCAGUCUGCAACCGUGGCAAAGCACAGUACCAAAUUUGUGAAAGUUUACAUUCCUCUGCUAAACUCCAGAAAAUGUGAAAAGAAAUGUUUAAAGUUCAAAGUAAAUUUAUUCUCAAAGUUCAUAUAUGUCUUUGUAUACAAUCCCAAGAUUCAUUUUCUUGCAAGCAUUCACCAUAAAUACAAAGAAACGGAAUAGAAUCAAUGAAAAACUGUACACAAGGACAAACAAACUGUGCAAAAGACAAUGUGCGAAUACAAAAAGAUAAAACAAAAUAAUUAAAAUAAUAAACAAAAAUAAUAAAUAUAGAGAAUAUAAGAUGAAGAGUCCUUGAAAGUGAGUCUGUAGGUUGUGGGAACAGUUCAGUGAUGGGGCGGGUGAAUUUGAAUGAAAUUAUCCUCUCUGGUUCAAGAGCCGGGCUGAGGGAUAUCUAUUUCACAAAAGUUAUUGAAUGGGGACAUUAUUAUAUAUUGUUUUGCAAUUAUUAUACAAAUAAAAGCA
This is a messenger RNA of Mobula hypostoma (lesser devil ray), 4886 nucleotides long. Its product is annotated as stromal cell-derived factor 1-like. Bases 311 to 652 code for a protein of 113 amino acids. The transcript is spliced from 4 exons. The record is from RefSeq and is a predicted model, not a curated record. Gene Ontology annotation, biological process: immune response. Gene Ontology annotation, molecular function: chemokine activity. Gene Ontology annotation, cellular component: extracellular region. NCBI's taxonomy places the organism in Eukaryota, Metazoa, Chordata, Chondrichthyes, Myliobatiformes, Myliobatidae.